AUGAUUUUAUCAAAACCAAAAGAUGAUGUAGAAAGCAAAAUCAGUAUUAUUUUAGCGCAAUACCGAAGAGCUCGUCAAAAGGUUGAACGAAUGAAAAAAUUAGGAAUGGACACAGAAGAGAUUAAUAAAGAAGUAUGGUUUGGACAUGAACGUAUGGGUUUUUUGAGUGACAGAUAUAUGCCAAAUGAAACACGGGAAAUGGAGGCUCAGUAUGCAUCUGUCAAUGUGGGAACUUCUGAAACAAAUGUAGAAACAAAUGACUUCGCCGUCGAUGAAGCGAAUACGGCAGCGAAUACGACAAACAGUAAUGAACCUCAGGAUAAAGAAUUACAUGUAAAUGCCUUAACAGAAAAUAGAACCGAAAGUUUGGAGGAAAUAAGCAAGAAACGAAAAAGCGAGUCAUCAACUAAGAAGCAGGUGCCAAAAAACGUGAAGACAAUAGAAAAUGACAACCAUGCCUCAUAAGCUUUCGAUAUUCUCAAAACUAAAUAUGAAAAACAGAAUGUGCCACCUGAUUCUUGCUACUUAUUUGCAAAUUAUAUUUCUAUGAAGCUAAGAGGCUUUGAUCAGUUAACCAAAGCAUAUGUCAAGUUUAAAAUUAACAGAAUAAUUUAUGAGACCAAACUUAGCAGCUUACAAUCGCAAACCUCAUACUCAGAUGUAUCAAACUGCAGUAGAGCCAGUUAUGUGGUUUAGCAACACAGUUAGUUUAGAGUGCAAUGGACUGCAAUGUCUUCACCCUGCACUAUUUAUAACACCGAAACGAGCUUUCUCGAUUGACAGCCCUCUAAACAGCAUUUCGGGUCAUCAUUGAAUGAUGCAAGUAGCAACUCAUCUAUUGUACAAAUUGUUUACUCCAGAGAUAAGGAUUAUCAAGUACGGCCAGGUUUUUGUAGUACAUUAAUGCCGUCUCCUCAAGAGGAAGAG
Molecule: messenger RNA, 927 nt
Organism: Psylliodes chrysocephalus
Lineage: Eukaryota; Metazoa; Arthropoda; Insecta; Coleoptera; Chrysomelidae
Source: the annotation of a GenBank genome assembly